UAGGAGUUCGUUUCUAGCGUUGGCAUCCUUUAGGAAACCCCCAACCUCCCGCGGCCAUGCAAAUCCGCAGUUCCGCACAAAAACAUAAUUCUCUCUCCAUCUUAAAAAAUCUUUCCUUAAUAAUUUUCCCUAAUUUUCUUUCUCUCUCAAAGAGAAAAUCUCCACAGGCAAACAGACAAAUAGUGCCUCUGUCGCCCCCUCUCUCUUCCUUGAUAGUACUCUCUUUCUCUGUCUAACGCCACCUGUUAUAUUUAUUUAUUUAUUUACUGAAAUUGAGAGGCCAAACCGAAACGCCAUUUGGUUUUUCUCUCUAGUGUGUUUCUCUAUUUCUCUCUACAAGUGCAUUGUUGUGAGUUCGUCAAUGGCGGUUCCUCCGACCGUCCCUGCCGCUCCGGCUUCGCUCUACGUUGGUGACCUGCACCCUGAUAUCACCGAUGGCCUGCUUUUCGACGCCUUCUCCGAAUUUAAAAGCCUCGCCUCUGUGCGCAUCUGCCGUGACUCCUCCUCUGGCCGUUCCCUCUGUUACGGUUACGUCAACUUCAUCUCUCCUCAAGACGCUUCUCAUGCCAUUGAGGCAAAGAAUCACACUAUGCUGCAUGGAAAAGUGAUAAGAGUUAUGUGGUCACAUCGUGAUCCAGAUGCAAGAAGGAGUGGAAUAGGGAAUGUGUUUGUUAAGAAUUUGAGUGACUCAAUAGAUAAUGUGAGGCUUCAAGCCAUGUUUCAGAAAUUUGGCAAUAUUUUGUCUUGUAAAGUGGUUGUGACUGAGGAUGGGAAGAGCAAAGGAUAUGGUUUCGUUCAGUUUGAGUCUGAGGAAUAUGCAAAUGCUGCCAUUGAGAAGCUAAAUGGCUUCAUUAUUGACGGCAAACAGAUAUAUGCUGGGAAGUUUGUCAGAAAGACUGAUAGGGUUCUGCCCAAUCCUGAUGCCAAAUAUACAAAUCUUUACAUCAAGAAUUUGGAUCCAGAUGUCACAGAAGAAGCUCUACGAGAGAAGUUCUUUGAGUUUGGGAAAAUUGCUAGCUUGGUUAUUUCUAAGGAUGAAAAUGGGAUGUCCAGAGGUUUUGGUUUUGUGAACUUUGAGAGCCCGGAAGAUGCCAAACGAGCACUGGAAGCAUUAAAUGGAUUGCAACUUGGUUCGAAGGUUCUGUAUGUAGCAAGGGCACAGAAGAAAGCCGAACGUGAGCAGCUUUUGCGUCGCCAAUUUGAGGAGAAACGUAACGAGCAAAUCUUAAAAUACAGGGGUUCAAAUGUGUAUGUCAAGAACAUUGAUGAUAAUGUCAAUGAUGAUGACCUGCGGGAACACUUUAGUGUGUGCGGCAAGAUCACUUCUGCAAAACUCAUGCGAGAUCAAAAAGGGAUAAGCAAGGGGUUUGGAUUUGUCUGCUUCUCCACUCCUGAUGAGGCCAGUAAAGCUGUGAACACUUUUCAUGGGUACAUGUUUCACAGAAAGCCAUUGUAUGUGGCUAUUGCUCAAAGGAAAGAGGACAGGCAAGCACAACUGCAGCUUCAUUAUGCACAACGUAUGGCAGGACUUGCAGGACCUUCUACUCCUGUUAUCCCUGGUGGAUAUCCUCCUCUGUACUACACAGCUCCUCCUGGUGUUAUACCUCCAAGACAGGGCCUGAUGUAUCAGCCUUUGGGUUUGCGCACAGGAUGGAGAGCUAACAACCUUAUACCUCCAACCAGACCAGCUUUUCAGCCAUCAUCAAUUCCCUUGAUGCCUAAUACUCCAAGGCAGCACAGGCAAAACAGGGGCAGGACAAAUGGGCAUAUUCCACAGGGUGGUGGUCACUCUACUGCAUUUAUGCCACAUUUGCAGCAGCCAACUCAACCAGUGAUUUCACCAAAAGAUUCAAUCAAUCAGCAGCGGGCUGGGCAGGCUAAGUAUGUGCCAAAUGGCCGUUCCUAUGAGAUGAGCAAAGGAUCUGGAAUCCCAUCUGCUGCUUCCAAUUCUGUUGGAACUGGAUCUCAAGGAUCGGAGAUGCUGAGUAGCAUGCUUGCUGCUGCUUCUCCUGAGCAGCAGAAGCAGAUUCUGGGCGAGCAUCUCUAUCCCCUUGUCCAGAAACAAAAGCCUGAUCUUGCUGCAAAGAUAACGGGAAUGCUUUUGGAGAUGGACAACUCGGAACUGCUCCUGUUAUUGGAAUCCCCUGAGUCAUUGGCUGCCAAAGUGGAAGAAGCUGUGCAGGUGCUCAAGCUCUCCAAAUCUAAACCAUCUGGACAGGACACACUUCAUCCUAGUUACCUGGCUGCUGAGGUUGCGGUUAACUGAAAAGGCUUUUGUGCCCAACAAUUUUCCACUUUUUGAAAGUUUGGAGAUUAUGGUUGGGCUGGAACUCCGAGUGAGCGAUAUUUUUGAUAGUCUGUAUUGGUGGACCUUCUUAAUUUCUGGCUUUUAACAAUUUUCCACUUUAGUCUUUACAGUAUAGAAUAUUUGACAUUUGAAGAACACAUCUAUCUAUCUAUCUUAUCUGAACUGUUAGUUGAA
Molecule: messenger RNA, 2482 nt
Organism: Vitis vinifera (wine grape)
Lineage: Eukaryota; Viridiplantae; Streptophyta; Magnoliopsida; Vitales; Vitaceae
Product: polyadenylate-binding protein 7
Exons: 10
Coding region: 362-2266 (634 amino acids)
Cellular component (GO): ribonucleoprotein complex
Molecular function (GO): RNA binding
Source: RefSeq, a predicted model, not a curated record